AUGAGUAUAGACAUUGAUCUGUGUUCGAACCUUGGAGAGAACAAGAAUUUCAAAUACAAAUAUUACGAGGCUGAGAUUUUUUUUUUUUCUUUUAUCAUUCUUUGUUUUCAUUCACACUUUUUUUGUUCAUUUUUUCUUUCUGCUAUAACGUUUCUUCAACCAAUUUCUUUCCUUCUUUCACUUUUCUUGAUUCUAUUCGCAUAUAUUUUUGAGUUACAAUUUUUCUUCUCGACCUGUCAUUCAUUCAUUCAUUCAUUCCAUAUUCUUGCUUUCUCUUUUCUUUAUUCUUUCUACAUAUUCUUCCUCCUUAUAGCGUUUCUUUCUUUUCAUAUUUUUCUUACUACUAUAACGUUGUUUCGAAAACUUUCUUUCUAUUUUCUCUUGACUUUCUUUCUUUCUUUCUUUCUUUCUUUCCUUCUUUACUUUCUUUCUUUCUUUUUUUCUAUUUGUUCUUUCCACCAUGACGCUUCUUCUCGUCUUUUGUGUGCAUGUUUGUUUGAUUGUUUCUUUCUUUCUUUCUUUUCCCAUUUUCCUUAG
This is a messenger RNA of Acanthosepion pharaonis, 537 nucleotides long. The record is from the annotation of a GenBank genome assembly. NCBI's taxonomy places the organism in Eukaryota, Metazoa, Mollusca, Cephalopoda, Sepiida, Sepiidae.